ACUAUACUCUAAUAGUAGAAGUCAACUACUCUCUUCAUCCCUGCGGUUGAGUCGAUGACUUGUUUAACAUCGGUUUGACAAGUUCGAUUUUACAAAACAGCAUAUUUAUUUUCCCUUAUUAUCUCAUCACUUUUAGAACUGAAAUAGCAACUUGAUGGAUGAAGAUUAAGUCAUUUCUUAAUUUUCAAAAUUCUAACUAUGAUAGAUGCAUCGUAAUUAGAAUUUUGAACAGCAGUGGUACACCUUAGAAUUUACCAUAUAAAUAAAAAAACGAAAAUGGACUAAGAUUAAGGACUUUUGAAGGUUAUCUAUAAGUCUAGUUGAUUGAUUGUACCAAGGUUGCUUUCAGACUGAAAACCAUCUCAUCAAGCUAUGGAAAAUAAAAUAAGUCGUUGAUGAUUUAUGGACUUCAGUUUUUCUCCACACAUCACUUUGUUUGUGUACCAUAAUAAUGAGUUUCUCUAUUUUCCACCUUAUCUCAUUGUUUCUUCUUUGUUCUUUCUUGCAGAAAUCUUCUCAUGCCAUCAAAAAGUCUUAUAUUGUGUACUUAGGAUCACAUUCUCAUGGACCAAACCCUUCAGCAAGUGAUUUAGAGUCUGCAACAAAUUCCCAUUACAAUUUACUUGGUUCACACUUGGGAAGCCAUGAGAAGGCUAAGGAAGCAAUAUUUUACUCAUAUAAUAAACACAUCAAUGGUUUUUCUGCUGUACUUGAAGUAGAAGAAGCAGCAAAUAUUGCAAAACAUCCAAAUGUAGUGUCUGUGUUUGUGAACAAAGGGCAUGAAUUACAAACCACAAGAUCAUGGGAAUUUCUUGGUCUAGAGAAUAAUAAUGGAGUGGUUCUUAAAGACUCCAUAUGGGAGAAGGCAAGAUAUGGUGAAGGUACAAUUAUUGCUAACAUUGAUACAGGUGUUUGGCCUGAAUCUAAAAGUUUUAGUGAUCAUGGAAUGGGUCCUGUCCCCUCAAGGUGGCGUGGGAUCUGCCAACUUCACAAUUUUCACUGCAAUAGGAAAUUGAUAGGAGCAAGAUUCUACAGUAAAGGUUAUGAGUCAAAAUUUGGCAGGCUGAAUCAAUCCGAAUAUACAGCGCGAGAUGUAUUAGGCCAUGGCACGCCGACUCUGUCGAUUGCAGGAGGCAAUUUUGUUCCAGGAGCAAAUGUUUUUGGAUUUGGAAAUGGUACUGCUAAAGGUGGAUCACCAAGAUCACAUGUUGCAGCCUACAAAGUGUGCUGGCUUGGGACAAUUCAGAUUGAAUGCACUGAUGCAGAUAUCAUGAAAGCAUUUGAGGAUGCUAUAAGUGAUGGUGUUAAUGUAAUUUCAUGUUCUCUAGGUAAAACUACUCCUCCAGAGUUUUUUGAAGAUGGAAUUUCAAUAGGGUCCUUCCAUGCCAUUCAAAAUGGUGUUAUAGUUGUUGCUUCUGGAGGAAAUUCAGGACCAAAAUUGGGAACUGUUACUAAUGUGGCACCAUGGUUGUUUAGUGUUGGGGCUAGCACAAUAGAUAGGAAGUUUGUUAACUAUAUUCAACUUGGUGGUGACAACAAACACAUAAUGGGAGUUAGUCUUUCAACAGGUUUGCCAUCUGACAAGUUCUACUCUUUGAUCAGUUCUGUAGAUGCUAAACUUGGUAAUGCAACAAUUGACGAUGCCCAAAUAUGUAUGGUAGGAACUAUUGAUCCUAACAAGGUAAAGGGAAAAAUCUUGUUCUGCCUCCUAAGGGAUAUAAAUGGAUUAUAUUAUGCUGAGGAGGAAGCUGUUUCUGGUGGUGCAAUAGGACUAAUUUUGGGAAAUGAUAAGCAACGUGGUAAUGACAUUAUUGCAUAUCCUCAUUUGUUGCCAACUUCACAUAUCAAUUACAUAGAUGCUAAUUAUGUUCAUUCCUACAUCAAAGCCACCAAAACUCCUGUGGCUUACAUGAGUAAGGCAAAAACUGAAGUGGGAGCAAAACCAUCUCCAGUAAUAGCUUCACUCUCAUCUAGGGGACCCAAUCCAAUCCAAUCAAUAAUCCUCAAGCCUGAUAUCAGUGCACCAGGUGUGGACAUUCUUUAUGCUUUCAUAGGAGCCAUAAGUCCAACCGGUCUCGCAUCAGAUAAUCGUCGAAUUCCAUAUUAUAUAGGGUCAGGAACUUCUGUAUCAUGCCCUCAUGUUUCUGCCAUUGUUGCUCUUCUCAAAACACUCUAUCCCCAUUGGAGUCCUGCAGCCUUUAAAUCUGCAGUCAUGACUACAGCAAAAAUACUAGACACCAAUGAGAGACCAAUUAGAGAUCAAUCUAAUAAAGAAGAUGCAACACCAUUUGGCUAUGGUGCAGGACACAUACAACCAGAACUUGCUAUGGACCCUGGACUUAUCUAUGAUUUAAACACCAUUGAUUACUUGAACUUCCUAUCAUGUUCUCGUGGUUACAACCAAACAAACAUGAAAAUAUUUUCUAAGAGACCUCACACUUGUCCAAAGUCUUAUAACAUGUUAGAUUUUAACUAUCCUUCAAUCACAGUGCCCAAUCUAGGGAAAUUACAUUCUGUACAAAUUGUUACUCGUACAGUUACAAAUGUUGGGUCACCAAGUACAUAUCAUGUGCAUGUGAAGACACCUUAUGGAAUUUCUGUUUUGGUUAAGCCAAGUUCCUUAACAUUUAAUCAAGUUGGUGAAAAGAAGACAUUCAAGGUUGUUUUGAAAGUAACCAAACCAACAUUAGGUUAUGUGUUUGGUCACUUGUGGUGGUUUGAUGGAAGACACAAAGUUAUGAGUCCACUUGUAGUGAAGCAUAGCUAGAGAAACAUGAGAAGUGUUUGUGACAUGAUUUCUUAUAAUUUUUAAUUUUACAAUGUUUAUAGCAUAUAGAUCAUCA
Messenger RNA from Cicer arietinum (chickpea), 2843 nucleotides. RefSeq names its product subtilisin-like protease SBT5.4. Gene Ontology annotation, biological process: proteolysis. Gene Ontology annotation, molecular function: serine-type endopeptidase activity. NCBI's taxonomy places the organism in Eukaryota, Viridiplantae, Streptophyta, Magnoliopsida, Fabales, Fabaceae. The record is from RefSeq and is a predicted model, not a curated record.